This is a messenger RNA of Glycine soja, 2406 nucleotides long. Its product is annotated as probable methyltransferase PMT16. The transcript has 6 exons. Lineage: Eukaryota; Viridiplantae; Streptophyta; Magnoliopsida; Fabales; Fabaceae. Gene Ontology annotation, molecular function: methyltransferase activity. Bases 250 to 2145 code for a protein of 631 amino acids. Gene Ontology annotation, cellular component: cytoplasm; endosome; trans-Golgi network. The record is from RefSeq and is a predicted model, not a curated record.
GCAACAGAAACACACCCAAGCAUUGGCCAGACACACCCUUUCACUUUUCUCGAAACCAGGCCCCACUUCUGAACCCUCACACGAGCAUAAGCAUUCCAUCAUUCAACACACACUCAGUAACCCUUCCACUUCCUAAUUUCCAAUACUUAAACCCCCUCAUGUCUUCCAAUCAUCACUACGCAUAACAUAACACACUCUUACACCCAACAAUAACACACACACACCACCACCACCACCACCACCACCACCAUGCUCAACGCCGAUUCCACCUCGCCUUACCACCCCACAGCCAAACCCUCCAAACCCACCAGCACCUUCUUCAAAAAAACCAAUCUUUACACCCUCCUGGCUUUUCUCUGCAUCGUCUCCUACCUCCUCGGUGCAUACCAAGGAACCACCACCAAAACAACAAUAACAACAACAACAACACCAUGCCCUCAAAACCCAACCUUAACAACCACUACUCACUUAUUAGACUUUUCAUCUCAUCACAACUCCACAAACCUCAAUCCUUCAACUUCGACCACCCUCCAUUUCCCUCCUUGCCACGUGUCGCUCAGCGAGUACACCCCCUGCGAGGACCACGCGCGCUCCCUCCAAUACUCGCGCAGAAGAAUGGUCUACCGCGAGCGACACUGUCCGAGGAACAACGAGGUUCUGAAAUGCCGUGUCCCCGCGCCGCACGGCUACCGGAACCCCUUCCCCUGGCCGGCGAGCCGCGACGUGGCGUGGUACGCCAACGUGCCCCACCGCGAGCUCACGGUGGAGAAGGCCGUCCAGAACUGGAUCCGCUACGACGGCGACAGGUUCCACUUCCCCGGCGGCGGCACCAUGUUCCCCGACGGAGCCGAUAAGUACAUCGACGACAUUGCCGACCUCGUCAACCUCCGUGACGGCACGGUCAGAACCGCCGUGGACACUGGCUGUGGGGUUGCUAGUUGGGGAGCCUAUCUUCUGUCACGUGACAUCAUAACAGUGUCAAUUGCACCUAGGGACACCCACGAAGCACAAGUUCAGUUUGCUCUUGAAAGAGGAGUUCCUGCAUUAAUUGGGGUCCUAGCAUCAAAGAGGUUGCCUUUCCCUUCUAGAGCUUUUGACAUGGCACACUGCUCUCGAUGCCUCAUUCCUUGGGCUGAAUAUGAUGGGCUUUAUCUGAAUGAAAUUGAUCGAAUUCUACGCCCUGGUGGGUAUUGGAUUCUAUCUGGGCCACCAAUCCGGUGGAAGAAACAUUGGAAAGGAUGGGAAAGAACAAAGGAGGAUUUGAAUAAAGAGCAGACCAAAAUUGAGAAUGCAGCUAAAAGCCUGUGCUGGAACAAGCUAGUGGAGAAGGAUGAUAUAGCCAUUUGGCAGAAAGCCAAAAACCAUUUGGAUUGCAAAUCCAAUCGUAAGCUCACUCAAAACAGACCUUUCUGCAAGGCACAAAAUAACCCUGACAAGGCCUGGUACACAGAUAUGCAAGCAUGUUUGAGUCCUAUGCCUGAAGUGUUCAGCAAAGAAGAAACUGCAGGCGGGGCAUUGAAAAAAUGGCCUGAAAGACUAAAAGCCACCCCACCAAGGAUUUCUCGGGGGACCAUAAAGGGUGUGAAUCCCGAAACUUUCUCAAAAGAUAAUGAACUGUGGAAGAAAAGGGUAGCAUAUUAUAAGAAGGCUAAUAAUCAACUAGGAAAAGCUGGGAGAUACCGCAACCUUUUAGACAUGAAUGCUUACUUGGGUGGAUUUGCUGCUGCACUUGUAGAUUUACCUGUUUGGGUCAUGAAUGUGGUUCCUGUCCAGGCUAAGGUUGACACACUUGGUGCAAUUUAUGAAAGGGGGUUGAUUGGAACAUACCAUAAUUGGUGUGAAGCAAUGUCUACUUAUCCUAGAACUUAUGACUUAAUUCAUGCUGAUUCACUGUUCAGCCUCUACAAUGACAGAUGUGAAUUGGAAGACAUUUUAUUAGAGAUGGAUAGGAUUCUUAGACCUGAAGGAAGUGUGAUCAUCAGAGAUGAUGUUGAUAUAUUGGUAAAGGUAAAAAGUAUAGUCAAUGGCAUGGAUUGGGACAGUCAAAUUGUGGACCAUGAAGAUGGGCCUCUUGAAAGGGAGAAACUUUUAUUUGCUGUGAAGAAUUAUUGGACAGCUCCAGCCGCUUCCGACAAGAAUAGUUAAAUACACUUUUUUAGUUUUUUAGAGGCCCUUGUGUUUUAGGUUUUCUCUUUUGCUACUCUAAUUUUCUUUUUUUAUUUCUUUAGUUGUUUAUUGUUAUUCUUUUUUGUUUUUUUACUUUUAUUUAUUUUUUCUUUGGGGGCUUGUGCAAGCACAUUUUGUUGAUUGCUAAUUCAGUGUUAACUGUGCAAAACUCUGGAUUCCAGAGUUUACCUGCCAUAUUUUCCUCAACAAAUUAAGAGUUAACUGAUCUCAUGCUUUUUA